Molecule: messenger RNA, 1776 nt
Organism: Eupeodes corollae
Lineage: Eukaryota; Metazoa; Arthropoda; Insecta; Diptera; Syrphidae
Product: peritrophin-48-like
Exons: 2
Coding region: 1-1776 (591 amino acids)
Cellular component (GO): extracellular region
Molecular function (GO): chitin binding
Source: RefSeq, a predicted model, not a curated record
AUGAAUUGUGGAUCGUAUUACGUUUGCUUAGGAGGGAAAUGGAAUCGAUUGAACUGUGCAGAAGGGACUUAUUUCAAUCAAACUCAUGGAAAAUGUGUCAACAAUACUGAUGGAUUGUGUCAAUCAAAUUCCAAGCUCCAGCAGCCAUGCAACAAUGGAACAGUUAUGAAAAUGAAUAUGAGUUCAUGUUCAGCAUAUUAUCUUUGUAUCAAUGAGAGCUGGGUUGUCAAAAAUUGCCCAAGUGGACAUUAUUUCAAUGAAACUUUAAGGGUCUGUAUGCAAGACAACAAAAGACAGUGUUCAGAUUACAUCGAACAGGAAUAUGUGGAGAGUGGUAGAAAAUUCAAUCCAACUGAUUGCACUGCAUUCCAAAUUCUCCAAAACAAUGCAUGGUUAUCAGUGCGUUGUCCGGCUGGUUUUUACUUUGACAUUUCUUUAAGCAAAUGCCUUGUUAACAGUGGUGAAUGCUCUUCGAACGGUUUAAUACGCCACAACUGUACUGACAGAUCAUUAAAACCUAGUUUCAGUAACUUUUCGGAGUUCUUCCAACAUUUACAAAAAUGUGUAGUUUCGAACACCUCCUCAAGUGAAUUAAUGCCAGUGUCACAGUGUUCUAAUGUUAUUCCACGGAGUGAAUUCUAUUUCUCAGAUGAAAUAGAUUGCACGAAGUUUCAUUUUUGUGAAAAUGGGAUUCGUAUUGAUGGUGUUUGUGGCAAAGAGAAAUUUUUCAAUAGUAAAAGCCAACGAUGUGAACAUGACAAAAAUAUGUGUGGCUCUAAACGGAUGACACAUGACAGCAUCUGUCAAAGUGUUUCAAACGGAACGAUUCAAAAGAAUCCCUUCGAUUGCUCAACAUUUUACAAAUGUGUUGAUAUGUCGGCAUUAUUGUCAAGCUGUCCACAAGGAGAGUAUUUUGAUUCUGAUGCUGGCGUCUGUCAAAAUGACAUACAAAAGUGCCACUGCGACGAAACUAAUGUGAGACAAUAUCCUCACGAAACGUAUUGCAGCUUAUACUACACAUGCAUUAGUGGGAAAAUAAUGGCCAUCGCUUGUGAAGAUGACUUUAUGUUCGACACUGUUUCCAAUAAGUGCAUAUCUGAUAUAGACAGCCUUUGUAUCGACGGUCUUUUAAAAACUUCAAAUUUCACUGACGAAACAAUCACCAACACAAGCAUAACUCCAAAUUCAAAUUCUUGCAUCGGCAGGCAUGGGGAUAUCAUACCGGAUCCUCAUAAUUGCAACAAGUUCUAUGUAUGCAUAAACGAGCAACUUCGACAUGAAAUAUGUUUUGAUGGUGAUUUUUUCAAUGCCACUAAAAACAGCUGCAGUCACAAAACUUCUAACGACAUCUGUCAAAAUAUCACUGAAGUCACAAUCAAUUGCUCCACAAGCGAUCCCAAAGUAAACUAUGUGGAUCACAGUGAUUGUAGAAAAUACUACCAGUGCAACGAAGAUGGUGAACUCACAUCGAAAAAGUGUCGAAAUGGUGAAAGUUUUGACAACUUAUUGGGAUUUUGCAAACAAAAUGAUGGAACGUGUUUGAUUGAAAAUGGUCAGAGAGUUGGAGCGUGCGCUGGUAAACAUGGUGUAGUAGUUGCAGAUGCUGACAACUGCCACCAAUAUUAUACAUGCGUUAAUGGACAGAAAAUUUUGAAAAUUUGUAAGCUUGGAGAAUAUUUUGACAGAUCGAAAAGUAAGUGUCAAGAAGAUAUUGAUAAGACGUGCACUGUUUUGGAAGAUAACAAGUUUGCACAUAAAACUUUACUAGAGACCUAA